This is a messenger RNA of Pocillopora verrucosa, 2296 nucleotides long. Its product is annotated as CAP-Gly domain-containing linker protein 1. The record is from RefSeq and is a predicted model, not a curated record. NCBI's taxonomy places the organism in Eukaryota, Metazoa, Cnidaria, Anthozoa, Scleractinia, Pocilloporidae.
GUGGUUACGCGACGCCAUCUUUCAUGUUGUUGUAUCGAAUGCCGCUCUAUUACUUCCAUGGCGACGUUGUCGAGAUCUAAAGGGGCGCGAUCUGCGUCUCCACUUAGGAACAGCACGCCAGACAAUCUACGUCGUUCUGGAAGCUUUGGUAAAUCGAGUGGGAAAAACUUACAUUUAGCUGCUUCGUUUGAUUCCAAAUCGAGAAAACAUGCAAGAUCUUCCUCUUCCACAACGGAAAUUGGAAACAUUGAAAAUGAGUACAUUAGGAAUCUUCAACAACAGAUUUACUUCCUUGAAUUGGAAGCUAACUAUCUACGAGAACAAGCAAGGAAAGCAUCAGCCAUUCCACCUCGCGUCACUGAGGAAGCAGAUCGUAUGAUGCGGAAGCUGCGAGAUCUUCAGACUCAAGUGGAUGAACGAUCCUCAGAUGUUGCCAGGAAAGAAUCUCAAAUGCACAUGUUGGAGGCAGAGAAAGAAUCUGCCAUCAAACGCCUCAGGGAUGCUGAAGAGUCUCACGCAGCAGAGAAGCGUCAGUUAGUGAAUGAGAUAGUCUCGCUGAAAAAGAUGUCUGACCUACGUGAACGUGAAAGUGCAAGACGAGAUGUGCAGGUACAUCAGUACAAGAGUGAAGCUGAUAAAGGGCUGACUGCUUUACAAGAAGCAGAGAGAAAAGUGCAAAACUACAGAAUAGAGCUUGACCACAAGACUGAAGAUUUGAACAAUGUAAGAAUUGAACUAGAAGAGAAGAGAGCAGAAUGUUUAAAGCUUAAGACGCAGCUGCAAGAGAUGGACGACAAGUUUUUUGACUCUCAAGCAAAAACAAAGGAGGAGUUAGGAAGGGCACUCAGGGAAGAGAUACGCCAAUUAAGACUACAAUUAAAAGAAAAAGAAAUAAAUGCUGAACAGGACAGAAGCUUGAGAAACAAGAUCCAGGAUGAUUGCACGGCGUUAAUCAAAGAAAAUGCUGCUAUAUCUGCUCAGGUCGUAGAACUUAGAAAACAAAUAGACAUGGAUCGUGCUCAUAAGGACGAGAAAGAUUUUCGUCGACACGCAAACAUCCAAGAGCUUGUGACUCUGAAAGAAAGCGAGAAACACUUACAGCAUGAGCUUGAACGAGUCAAGGAGCUGCUAAAAAUUGAACAGCAAAAUCACAGGGAGACCCUUGCCAAGUUGUCAAGAGAAGAGCAAGCUUCCCUAGAAGCGAACUUGAAGCGAACUCAACUCCGUAACGAAUUAAACGAAGUGGAGGGACACCAAGACUCAACUAACUCAGAGAACGUGGCUCUAAAGAGAGAUAAACUACUCCUCGCUGACGAAGUAGCGAACUUAAACGCAAAGCUUGACGAACGUGACGAAGAAGUGGAGCGCCUCAAACUGCGACUUGAAGACUCCGAGUCGCGCUGCUCGCAUAUGGAAUCCAAAGUUCGAAUGCAACGAAGCUUGGAAUCCAUCAAAUGGGAAGAGUUUGAGAAGCUGGCCACAACCAUGAGAGAAUUCUCCCGCUCGAUGAGUCCAUCAAAAAGUGGUAGCUUGGUGGAUUACUAGACGUGUUUCCUUUUUUAACUUUUCAGUUCUUCUCGAAUGCAAAACUAACCUCAUUAUUUGGUCUGACAGAGAUUCCCUUGGUUAGGAGCUGUUAUAAAUUCGUCUUGGUUUUAUAUUCUGAUAAGUUCAUUCUGUAAUUCCAGAGCGCUGUGGUAUCUUUGCUUAUUUGCAACGUUACACGGCGAGUUGCAGCAACCUUUACAGUGCCAUGGACACCAAAGGCCUUAAAAGGCAUCAUAUGCCCAUCGCAAAAGGCCUUUUGCAGUUAGUGGCCUAUGUGCAAGUACAAAACUCAUGUUACUUGAGAGAAAAUGAGGAGGAAAAUUUCAGUCCGUUUGCCUUUUUGGCGUCUAAGGCGAAUUUGCUUGAGAGAGAAUUGCGCAUUAGAGUAUUCAGUUCGAUAGGAAAGGAAUUUAAAUUCGUUUGCCGUUUUGGAUACCUGGGCGCAAAUUCGCCCUCCAGGAAGGUCUUUGAUAUCUAAGAUUACUGACUGAAAUGGGCCUGUUUAAACUGUAAACAUUUUCAUAUUAGUGUAUCAGCUUUGAUCUGUUCUGGAGUUUUGUCAGUGAAUGAGCUGACAAAGACUUUGAAGCUCCGUUUACUGACUCAACGAUCUGGUCUUCACAACGAGAAAAACGUAAGCACAAGCCAGCAUAUGAGCUGUGCGGUGGUGCUUUUCGUUAGAAUCCUUCAGAGCAAGUGACGUUAUGAUAAACACGCCUGCUCGACUAGUUUUUGAAAACCAGCCUCA